This is a messenger RNA of Acomys russatus (golden spiny mouse), 1519 nucleotides long. RefSeq names its product caveolae associated protein 1 (gene Cavin1). The record is from RefSeq and is a predicted model, not a curated record. Gene Ontology annotation, cellular component: caveola; cytoplasm. Gene Ontology annotation, molecular function: rRNA primary transcript binding. The coding region runs from base 171 to 1346 and encodes 391 amino acids. The transcript is spliced from 2 exons. NCBI's taxonomy places the organism in Eukaryota, Metazoa, Chordata, Mammalia, Rodentia, Muridae. Gene Ontology annotation, biological process: transcription initiation at RNA polymerase I promoter; termination of RNA polymerase I transcription.
CUCGCGGAUUCCCCGCCCCACAGUUCUGGCCAGCGUCCCGGUGCGCACGGACGUGGCUCGAGUUUCCUCCCCUCUGGGCUCCUGCUCGCUUUCCCCUCUCUCGCUCCUCUUUCUCUCCCGGUCUCCCGCUCCAGUUUCACCCGGCGGGCUCCGCACGGCUCCGGGAAGCUAUGGAGGAUGUCACACUCCAUAUCGUCGAGCGGCCGUAUUCUGGAUUUCCCGAUGCCUCCUCCGAGGGCCCGGAGCCCACCCCAGGGGAGGCUCAGGCCACAGAGGAGCCGUCGGGGACCGGCUCUGACGAGCUGAUCAAGUCAGACCAGGUAAACGGGGUGUUAGUGCUGAGCCUUCUGGAUAAAAUCAUCGGUGCCGUUGACCAGAUCCAGCUGACCCAAGCCCAGCUGGAGGAGCGACAGGCAGAGAUGGAGGGCGCCGUGCAGAGCAUCCAGGGAGAGCUGAGCAAGCUGGGCAAGGCUCACGCCACCACGAGCAACACCGUGAGCAAGCUGCUGGAGAAGGUGCGCAAGGUCAGCGUCAACGUGAAGACUGUGCGCGGCAGCCUGGAGCGCCAGGCGGGCCAGAUAAAGAAGCUGGAGGUCAACGAGGCGGAGCUGCUGCGGCGCCGCAACUUCAAAGUCAUGAUCUAUCAGGAUGAAGUCAAGCUGCCGGCCAAACUGAGCGUCGCCAAGUCCCUGAAAGAGUCAGAGGCGCUGCCGGAGAAGGAAGGCGACGAGCUGGGCGAAGGCGAGAGACUCGAGGAGGACGCCGCGAUCGAGCUGUCUUCCGAUGAGGCGGUGGAAGUGGAGGAGGUGAUCGAGGAGUCCCGCGCCGAGCGCAUCAAGCGCAGCGGCCUGCGGCGUGUGGACGACUUCAAGAAGGCCUUCUCCAAGGAGAAGAUGGAGAAGACCAAGGUGCGCACCCGCGAGAACCUGGAGAAGACGCGCCUGAAGACUAAGGAGAACCUGGAGAAGACCCGGCACACACUGGAGAAGCGCAUGAACAAGCUGGGCACGCGCCUGGUCCCCGUGGAACGACGCGAGAAGCUGAAGACGUCACGCGACAAGCUGCGCAAAUCCUUCACGCCCGACCACGUGGUGUAUGCGCGCUCCAAGACCGCUGUCUACAAGGUGCCGCCCUUCACCUUUCACGUCAAGAAGAUCCGCGAGGGCGAGGUGGAGGUGCUGAAGGCCACUGAGAUGGUGGAGGUGGGUCCUGACGACGAUGAGGUUGGCGUGGAGCGCGGCGAGGCCACUGACCUGCUGCGCGGGAGCAGCCCCGACGUGCACACGCUGCUGGAGAUUACUGAAGAGUCGGAUGCCGUCCUGGUGGACAAGAGCGACAGCGACUGAGCAGGACUCACGGGGCUCUGCCCUGGAGGCCAGCGCCUGACCCUGCCACUCCCUCACCCCCACACCUGCCCGCCUCCUUUCUCUUUUCAAACUUUCUCUUGUGCAUUCUCCUCAGCCUCCCAGUCUGGUUGAGCUCUUUCUAAGCUGAAAACACAUCGCCUGGAAGAGCACCC